Parnassius apollo (apollo) is the source of this 474-nucleotide messenger RNA. Lineage: Eukaryota; Metazoa; Arthropoda; Insecta; Lepidoptera; Papilionidae. The record is from the annotation of a GenBank genome assembly.
AUGUCGAAAGAAUCAGAUUACCUAUGUAAUUUGGUAAGAGACUUACUCUCAGAACUCACUCGAAUUCGCUGGUGUGGGUCCGAACUAGAAUCAAUGUUCCAUCCCAACAUAUGGCGCAAUGCCAGUGAAAUAUGCGGUCUUGCAAACCUAGGUAUGCAUAUUAACUGGGAGGGGAAGACCGUUGGAUCAUUUCCAGAUCCAUCAACUAACGACGUGACGACACGAUUUCUAAAAUUUGUCGGCGAAAUUCCGGAUCUCGGAACCAGGAAGCUCUUUUCGAUAUCGCCGCCAAUAUUUAUACCCGGAUGCGAUGUAAUUUACGUCGGCUCUUCUCCAGACGUGAAAAUCACGAGCUUUACUGACAUACUUCCAGAUUUAGAAGAUAGUAAGAAAUACGCCUUCGUUUGGGAUGUGCGCGCCGAUAUGCCUUGUGAACAUGAGGAACGUGAACGUAUUCUCGCUGGUGAACCUUAA